This is a messenger RNA of Lichtheimia ornata, 327 nucleotides long. Its product is annotated as cytochrome c. NCBI's taxonomy places the organism in Eukaryota, Fungi, Mucoromycota, Mucoromycetes, Mucorales, Lichtheimiaceae. The coding region runs from base 1 to 327 and encodes 108 amino acids. Gene Ontology annotation, cellular component: mitochondrial intermembrane space. Gene Ontology annotation, biological process: mitochondrial electron transport, cytochrome c to oxygen; mitochondrial electron transport, ubiquinol to cytochrome c. The record is from RefSeq and is a predicted model, not a curated record. Gene Ontology annotation, molecular function: electron transfer activity; heme binding. The transcript is spliced from 3 exons.
AUGGGUAUUCCUGAAGGUGAUGCUGCAAAGGGUGCUAAACUCUUCAAGACACGCUGUGCGCAAUGCCAUACCUUAGAAAAGGGUGGUCCUAACAAAGUGGGUCCCAACCUCCAUGGCAUCAUGGGUCGUCAAUCAGGUCAAGUUGAAGGCUUUUCUUAUACCGAAGCCAACAAGAAGAAGGGCGUCAUUUGGGAGGAACAAACUCUUUUUGAUUAUUUGGAGAAUCCUAAAAAGUACAUCCCGGGUACCAAGAUGGCGUUCGCUGGUUUCAAGAAACCCCAAGAUCGUGCUGAUGUGAUUGCACACUUGAAGGAGGCCACCCAAUAG